This is a messenger RNA of Eupeodes corollae, 561 nucleotides long. RefSeq names its product proline-rich protein 2-like. NCBI's taxonomy places the organism in Eukaryota, Metazoa, Arthropoda, Insecta, Diptera, Syrphidae. The transcript is spliced from 2 exons. Bases 1 to 561 code for a protein of 186 amino acids. The record is from RefSeq and is a predicted model, not a curated record.
AUGCCGCCGACAUCCUCGGCCGGUGGUCCGCCACCUCCUAAUAGCCCUUAUCCGAAUUCGGCAGAGCCCAAGCACUGCCCGGGCAGUAUCGACCACAGAACGCCAGCGGACCGCCUGGACCCCCGAUGGGUUAUGGAUACAGUGCACCGAAUUCCGGAAUCAAUUACACAAACAGCUGGAGGUGCAGCUGGUUGUUCAUAUGGUUCCUUUCCCAGUCCAGGGCAAACCCCUCCCCCGAACCAAGUGGCCGCAGCCAACAACGGCUCCAAUCCCCCAUCCAACGCUCCAUCACAGCAGCCACCAGUCUCGCGGCCUCCAUCCUCACAUCCACUAGCAUCGUAUGCUCCACCUCAGUCCAUUGCUAGCGGACCUCCGACGCAGCAACCGGCCUACUCGUCGCCACCACCGUCCCCCGGCCGAGCAGGCCUGCCGACUGCAUACACUCAGCACCAGCCGCCAAUGGGGCAGCCGCCGCCGCGCCGCCGCCAAACACUUCGGCCAACAUGCCAUUCAACGGAGUUGCCGUAUUAUUCGUGCGCAAUGUUUAUGUCUUAUUUAUAA